ACAUGGUAGCCUUUUCCAAUUAUUUCCUAUUAAUCAGUACUACAAAUGAGAGAGAGGGGCAGAGGAGAGAGAGAGCUGUUUCUUCUCCACUAAGAGAGAGAGAAGAAUUGACUAGGGAUUGACGAUAAAGAAACAGCAAUGAGAGAGAAAUUGACUAGGCAUUGACGAUCAAAGUGUCCCUCUAUAUAUAUAUACACACAUAUAAUUAAUUAACUGAACUAUCUUCAACUGGUCUUUGUUUGUGUGAAAAUAGUAGCAGUUGAAGCCUCUGCGCUUUCUGGCACCAUAAAAUAUUCUAGCUUUUACCAACCAUGGUCUACCAUGUUUUUAUCCCGGUUGUGUUUCUUACUGUUCCUUUUAAGAUGUUAUUCCAGGAAGUCAGGAAAAGAAAAUGCUAUCAAACAGAUCAAGAGAAACCUUAACAUUCAAAAGCCAAUUUUGUAUAAAUAACUGAGACUGGAUGGGUAAGACAAUUAACGUGCAUGGAUUCCCGCAACGUGAGCCUGCAGAAGAAGUGAAGCGUUUUUUAGAGUGCUAUACGGGUGAUGGAACGGUAUAUGCUAUAGAGAUUUGGCAGUGUAAGAAAGGAAGAGGAGGUGCUAAAGUCCAAUUCACGAGCGACAAAGAUGCUGAUCAUAUCAUGUCCUUGGCUAAAAAACGCCUACGAUAUGGAUCUUCUUUUUUGAAGGCUUGGGACGUAAAGUCUGAUAUCAUUCCAAGACCAAGGACCUAUGUAAAUAACAUGGAAUCUGUAACCCUGCAUUUUGGAUGUCAGGUCUCAAGGGAUAAGUUUUCAGUGCUCUGGAAAAGUGCAAAUGUUUCUGUGAAAUUUGGGUUUGGACUGAGAAAAAUGUAUUUCUUCAUAUCCUAUCGAUCUGUUGACUACAAGCUUGAACUAUCCUAUGAAAACAUCUGGCAGAUUGAGCUACAUCGUCCACGUGGUCAACCAAAGUUUCUCCUCGUUCAGUUGCUUGGUGCUCCUCGGAUUUAUGAGAAACUAGAAGACUCUGUUUUCAGCUAUUUUAAGGAAAUUCCUGAUGACCAAUGGUUCAGGGCAACUGAUUUUACUCCAUCAUGCUGUAUCGGGCAAUCUUCUACUUUUUGUUUGCAGUUUCCGUAUAGUUUUCAACUUCCAGACUUAAGUGAAAAUUUUGCUUAUUAUAAAGAAUAUACAAACCCCUUCAUCUUAGAGAGUUGUUUUUCUUUUUCUCGCAAUUUGGAUCUUGUCCCCAUCAUUGGUCCUCCCCAAGGGCUUGAGUUGCCAUUUAAAAUAUUAUUUAAGGUAUGUUCCUUGGUUCAGCAUGGAUGUCUCCCGGGGCCAUCAGUUGAUAUCAAAUUUUUACGGUUGGUUGAUCCACUGAGAAUAUACAUUGAAUGCAUAGAACAUGCCCUGGAGAAGCUGUAUAAUUUAAAGGAAUGUUGCUAUGAACCUGUAAGGUGGCUCAAUGAGCAAUAUGCAAAAUACCUCAAGUCUAGGCAACUUCCUAAACCAACUGCCAUUACUUUGGAUGCUGGGUUGGUAUAUGUACGCAGGGUUCAAAUAACCCCAUGUAAAGUGUAUUUCUGUGGUCCAGAGGUUAAUAUGUCUAAUCGCGUGCUACGCAAUUAUUCUGAAGAUAUUGAUAAUUUUCUCCGGGUUUCUUUCAUUGAUGAAGAGCUGGAAAAAAUGCGUUCCACAGAUUUAUCCCCCCGUAUAACUUUAGCCAAUGGUGAAAGAAGAACUGCCAUAUAUAAAAGGAUACUAUCAAUUCUUAGAAAUGGCAUCAUUAUUGGCAAUAAGAAGUUCGAUUUUCUUGCCUUUUCAUCUAGUCAGUUGAGGGAAAAUUCUUUGUGGAUGUUUGCUUCAAGACCUGGUCUUACUGCUGCUAAAAUAAGAGGAUGGAUGGGUGAUUUUCGUCGGAUCAGAAACAAGGCGAAAUAUUCUGCCAGACUUGGUCAAUCUUUCAGUGCUUCCACUGAAACUUUGACUGUUGGUUUGCAUGAAAUUGAAAUUAUUCCUGAUGUAAAGCUUUUAAGGGGUAGGACCAGAUACGUUUUCUCUGAUGGAAUAGGGAAAGUUUCUUCUGACUUUGCACGGAGAGUUGCUAUUAAAUGUGGCCUUAAAAAUACUCCAUCUGCAUUCCAGAUCCGGUAUGGUGGGUAUAAAGGUGUUGUGGCUGUUGAUCCCACAUCGUCAGUGAAAUUGUCCUUGAGAGAAAGCAUGUCGAAGUAUGAUUCAGACAACAUAAAGUUAGACGUUUUGGCUUGGAGCAAGUAUCAGCCUUGUUUUUUGAAUCGCCAACUGAUCACUCUUUUGUCUACUCUUGGGGUUAGUGAUCAUUUUUUUGAAAAGAAGCAAAGAGAAGCUGUAGAUCAACUGGAUACUAUCCUAACAGAUCCACUGAAGGCACAGGAAGCAUUGGAGUUGAUGUCUCCAGGAGAGAACACUAACAUACUAAAGGAAAUGCUUAUUUGUGGUUAUAAGCCUGAUUCCGAACCAUUUCUCUCAAUGAUGCUGCAAGUAUUUCGGGCAUCAAAAUUGCUGGAACUGCGGACUAAAACAAGGAUAUUUGUUCCAAAUGGAAGAUCAAUGAUGGGAUGUCUAGAUGAAACCAGAACCCUAGAAUAUGGGCAGGUUUUUGUGCAAUUUUCUGGAUCUGGACGAAGGCAGUUUUAUGAAAAUUCCUCUCGUUUGUUCAAUGGUAGUGAUUCUGAUAAGUGUAAUUAUAUUGUUGAGGGAAAGGUGGUUGUUGCUAAAAAUCCAUGCUUGCACCCGGGUGAUGUUCGUGUCUUAAAGGCUGUAAAUGUACGAGCUUUAAACCAUAUGGUGGAUUGCAUAGUUUUUCCACAAAAAGGAAUCAGACCACAUCCAAAUGAAUGCUCUGGGAGUGAUUUGGAUGGAGACAUUUACUUUGUCUGUUGGGAUUCUGAUAUGAUUCCACCUCAGCAAAUCGAACCCAUGGAUUAUACCCCAGCACCAAGUAUAGAGUUAGAUCAUGAUGUUACAAUUGAGGAAGUCCAGGAGUAUUUCACGGACUAUAUCGUCAAUGACAGCUUAGGAAUCAUUGCCAAUGCUCAUACAGUCUUUGCUGAUAGAGAUCCUAACAAAGCAAUGGGCAAGCCUUGUGUAGAGCUCGCAAAGCUAUUUUCUAUAGCGGUUGACUUCCCAAAGACCGGUGUGCCAGCUGAGAUACCAUCUCAUCUACGUGUCAAAGAAUAUCCAGAUUUUAUGGAAAAGCCUGACAAGACCACCUAUGAAUCGCAGUGUGUGAUUGGAAAGCUUUUUCGAGAGGUGAAAGACAUCGCGCCACACAAAUGCUCUAUUAAAUCCUUCACCAGGGAAGUGGCAAGGCGGUCAUACGAUCCUGACAUGGAGAUAGAUGGUUUUGAGGAUUACCUUAGGGAUGCUUUCAAUUACAAAAGCGAGUAUGAUUACAAGUUGGUGAAUCUAAUGGAUUAUUAUGGCAUUAAAACUGAGGCUGAAAUACUCAGUGGUAGUAUCAUGAAAAUGUCAAAAUCAUUUGACAAGAGGAAGGAUGCGGAAGCCGUUGGUUUGGCUGUUAGGUCCUUGAGAAAGGAAGCCAGAACUUGGUUCAACAAGAAAGGAAGAGAGUCUGAUGAUGAUGAAUAUGCAAAAGCAUCAGCUUGGUACUUUGUUACGUAUCAUCAUACUUAUUGGGGCUGCUAUAACGAGGGAAUGGAUCGGGAUCAUUUCCUUAGUUUUCCAUGGUGUGUUUAUGACAAGCUCAUCCGCAUCAAGAAGGAUAAAUCAAAUGGUGAAAGCGCUCUUAAUAUGCAUUCACUUGGACAAAGAUUCAGUUACGGUUUGAAUUUGGGUUGAGAAAUUCAGAUCACGUCAGUUCCAUGAUUUAGAAUUUGAAGCAUGUGAAGAUAACUGUAUUGUUUUCCUCAACCAGCUUAGCAUGUUCAUAUAUUUAUCCAUUCUACGUUUGCUUGUUAACUUUAGUGUAUAUUUGUUUGGAAUAUUACAUGUGUAUAUGCACUGUAUUUGUGGUUAUUUGAUCUUCCUGAACCUGAAACUAUGUUGUUUGUAAAUUGUAAUCGUUGGAAAUCAUAUCUAUAAGUUGACUCGAUGAUUGUGACAGAUUUAUUGGGUGUUCAUUAAAGGCUAAUGUUUAGACUUUUGUUUAGGGAUUUGAUUUUUA
Messenger RNA from Cornus florida, 4145 nucleotides. RefSeq names its product probable RNA-dependent RNA polymerase 1. The transcript is spliced from 6 exons. Lineage: Eukaryota; Viridiplantae; Streptophyta; Magnoliopsida; Cornales; Cornaceae. Bases 461 to 3820 code for a protein of 1119 amino acids. The record is from RefSeq and is a predicted model, not a curated record. Gene Ontology annotation, cellular component: nuclear RNA-directed RNA polymerase complex. Gene Ontology annotation, biological process: siRNA processing. Gene Ontology annotation, molecular function: RNA-directed RNA polymerase activity.